Phoenix dactylifera (date palm) is the source of this 964-nucleotide messenger RNA. Its product is annotated as small ribosomal subunit protein eS12. Gene Ontology annotation, biological process: translation. Lineage: Eukaryota; Viridiplantae; Streptophyta; Magnoliopsida; Arecales; Arecaceae. Gene Ontology annotation, molecular function: structural constituent of ribosome. Gene Ontology annotation, cellular component: ribosome. The record is from RefSeq and is a predicted model, not a curated record.
GGAUCACUGAAAAAUAAAACUCGUUAGAGGACUCACAGCGACCUAGGAGCGUAUAUACAAAUCCGCACCGUUUGCCCCCCGAUUUUUCCCUUUCGUCUGAAACCCUAAACCCUAACUCUCGUCUCCGAGCGUGUUUGGUGAGUGUUUCAGAUCCAUUUCGCUCGAUCACAAAAGGAUCCAAUGGCAGAAGAUAUUGCAGUCGAAACAGCAGCUCCAGCUCUUGGAGAGCCCAUGGACUUGAUGACAGCCCUGCAACUUGUGUUGAAAAAAUCGUUGGCCCAUGAUGGGCUUGUUCGUGGGCUCCAUGAAGCUGCCAAGGCCGUUGAGAAGCAUGCAGCACAACUUUGCGUGCUGGCUGAGGAUUGCGACCAGCCUGACUAUGUCAAACUUGUUAAAGCACUUUGUGCUGAGCAUAAUGUGCACUUGGUUACAGUCCCAAGUGCUAAAACCCUUGGCGAGUGGUCAGGGCACUCAUCAGCUCUUAAAGUGCAGUAUGCCGUAAGGCUCAGAGUAAGCCUUAUGCUUGCCAAACUGCUUUUAGAGAAACAGCUUUGCAAAAUUGAUUCAGAGGGGAAGGCAAGGAAAGUGGUAGGCUGUUCGUGCGUGGUUAUCAAGGAUUAUGGAGAAGAAUCAGAGGGCCUUCAUAUAGUUCAGGAGUAUGUGAAGUCCCACUGAAAGUUGAGUUAUUAUUUUCAGAAUGAUGCGCAGUAAUGUUUUAAGAUAUCAUAGGCUUUUAUCAGUUGAGGAAACCAGUCUACCUAGAGGACGAUGUCUGGUGUUUUUCAGGCCAUUAGAUUACGAAUCUCUGAUUCCUGAAAAUCACAGUUUUAUCCAUUUUUUUCUUGUACCUUAAAUUUUUGGACCAUAUGGUUGGCACCAGCAACUCAUGGGGAAUGUGAAGAUUUAGUUAAAAAUCUUUAGUUGUUGCAAUUAUUAUCCUAAUAUUUGAUGGUUAUUGGUGCAA